CUUUAAAAUGAAACCGUGCGGGGUCGGGAGUCGCCGAGCACCAGAGCGCGCGCGGGGGGCCAGCGUGGGGAGCAGCGAGCGCCGAGCGCGAGGCAGGGUCGCCGCUGGGUUGGCGGCGGAGUCAGCGCGGGGCGGCUCAGUCCUGAGGCGUUGGAGGAACGAGGCCAGCAGCAUCCCCCCUCCAGGCUCCAUGGCUGCGUCCUCACCUUGGGGGAAGCCAGAAGGAUCGCUUUGAACAAUUGCUACAUUUCCCCAAAUCUGUUUUGAUGCUUUUUUUGAUAAAGCCUCCACGCUCACGCAUUAUAUGUACACCUAUAUUUGCUCGUAUCCUCUGAAACAAAUACUUGCUUUCACCCUUCCCUUCCUCUUAAAAGCGAAUUUGGCGAGGAGGACGCCUGGACUGAGUGAUUCCUGUCCUCGCAAGCAAGGAGGGGAUUCAUAGACGCGUUUCUUUUGCUCCCUCUCGCUUCCUGAGAGGGGAGUGGUUUUCCUUGAGGAAACCAUCGGGAAAGUUUCUUCCCUCGAUUUUUGUGCGUGCGACGGGCGGCUGAGCCGCCCUCUUUUUUCCCUUUUUUUUUAAAUUCUCUGCCAUACUAGUUAUUAAAGGGGGGGAGAAGGAGAGAAACUGACAAAGAGGGAUCCCAGGGAUCGCUCGCCUGCCGGUUUGCCACAAUGUACAAUACCGUUUGGGACAUGGAUCGUGAUGACACUGACUGGAGGGAGAUGAUGAUGCCCUAUUCCACCGAGUUGAUAUUCUACAUUGAAAUGGACCCUCCAGCUCUUCCUCCAAAGCCCUCCAAACCAGUGACUCCAGUAAAUACAAACAGCAUAAAGGACAAUUGUAGUUCUUCACUUCAGGAUGCAGAAUGGUAUUGGGGAGACAUUUCAAGGGAAGAAGUAAAUGAUAAACUACGAGAUAUGCCAGAUGGAACAUUCCUUGUGCGAGAUGCAUCAACAAAGAAGCAGGGAGACUAUACUCUGACAUUGCGAAAGGGUGGCAACAAUAAAUUGAUAAAAGUUUAUCAUCGGGAUGGAAAAUAUGGUUUUUCUGAUCCACUGACAUUUAGUUCUGUUGUGGAGCUGAUUAACCACUAUCGCCAUGAGUCUCUUGCUCAGUAUAACCCUAAGCUGGAUGUGAAGCUGAUGUAUCCUGUGUCCAGAUACCAGCAGGACCAGUUGGUAAAAGAAGAUAAUAUUGAUGCCGUGGGCAAAAAGCUGCAGGAAUACCACACUCAAUAUCAAGAGAAAAGUAAAGAAUAUGACAGGUUAUAUGAAGAAUAUACCAGAACCUCACAGGAAAUCCAGAUGAAGAGAACAGCAAUAGAAGCUUUUAAUGAAACAAUUAAAAUAUUUGAAGAGCAGUAUCACACCCAAGAGCGGUAUAGUAAAGAAUACAUUGAAAGAUUUCGAAGAGAAGGGAAUGAAAAAGAAAUUGAACGUAUUAUGAUGAAUUAUGAAAAAUUGAAAUCACGUCUGGGUGAGAUUCACGAUAGCAAGCUGCGAUUGGAACAAGAUUUGAAGAAGCAAGCCUUAGACAACCGGGAAAUUGAUAAGAAAAUGAACAGUAUCAAACCUGAUCUUAUCCAACUGCGCAAAAUCAGAGAUCAGUACCUUGUCUGGCUUAAUCACAAAGGAGUGAGGCAGAAGCGAAUAAAUGACUGGCUGGGAAUCAAAAAUGAAAAUAUUGAUGAUACAUAUUUUACAAAUGAGGAAGAUGAAAAUCUGCCACAUUACGAUGAAAAAACUUGGUUUGUUGGAGAUAUGAAUCGUGUUCAAGCAGAAGAUUUGCUUGGUGGGAAACCUGAUGGAUCAUUCUUAAUUCGUGAAAGUAGCAAGAAAGGCUGUUAUGCCUGUUCUGUGGUAGCUGAUGGGGAAGUUAAACACUGUGUGAUCUACAGCACUCCAAGAGGUUAUGGGUUUGCAGAACCAUACAAUCUAUAUAGCUCCCUUAAAGAAUUAGUCCUUCAUUACCAGCAUACCUCCCUCGUCCAACACAACGACUCCCUCAAUGUCAGGCUCACUUCCCCUGUCUAUGCACAGAUGCCCUCACUCUGUAGAUAAACUAGGAGGGAGAAAUGUUGGUUAUCUUGGAUUUAUUUUUUACAAUUUUUAUUAGAACCCAGAGGGCAUUCUUUCUCCUUAGACUGCUUGUUUUGCACAAGAAGUGAUUUGAUGAAUGUGAAUUGGAGACUUCGCAGCAACAAAGUAUCAGCUUUGGGAUAGGUGCCCUGGUGCUACCUGAAGAUCAGCUGUGUUUUUAUAUAUGAAGACUCUCUUGUAUUCCUCCAGGGAACAAGUAAACUCUCUAAAAAUGCCCAUACAAAAACCUAGGACAAAACCAUGGAGAGGGACAUUUUGCCAGGCAUCGUCAGCGGAACGUCUACUUGGAUUUUGAUGUUCUGAGGUAUUGCUAAUGUCUUUCAGUCUUAAGCUCCAGGAAAAUGGGGGAAUAGUCUCUGCUACAGAAGCUUUUUUCCCCCUCCCUAUUAAUUUUAGCAGCUUUGCUGCAAGUUAGACAAACUUUCAAAUGAGGGCUUAUCUUGAUGUAGCAUGGGAUUUUGGUGAAAGGAGACCAAAGGAAUUACGGGGAGAGUUUCAGGUUCUUAUUUAAAAGAAAAAUCAUCAAAGAAAUAUUGCUUUAUAUUUUACCAACAAUAACAAAGUUUUGGUUUCAACAGCACUACAGGUCUUCAUAUUAAAGAAACCAAAUUGAAGCCACCAAAACCCGCUCAUUGCUGGACUGAGCACGUAUGGGGAAAGAUUGCAUUUUGCAACUGCACACUUGCCAAAACUUGAAGAGGAAAAACAAUAAAAGCUAAAACUUUAUGUACUUCUCAAAACUCUAACCUGACCUGACAUAACUGCACCAUUUUCCCUUUGUUACUUUUUUAAAAACACGUUUUCUUUCUUCCAAGGAUGUCAGAUAAUUUGUUUUUAAAAGACACUAAGCUUUGGAAUGUAAACCAGAAUGAAGCUGGCAUUUGGCAUGUUUGUGAGAUGCUAAACAAUGAAAUAUUCUAUUUGAAAACAUUUGUUUUUUUGGGAAAAAAGUGCAAUGGGUUUUUUCUCAAUGGCUUGCUAAACCAAAAAUUAGGGGUGUAGUCUACAUUCUAUUGAUACAAGCUACAAAGCUAGUGACACAUUUGGAUUUCAUCCUACAUUGUUAAUUCCAUUGCACUGGUUGUGUACUUGCCCUUAGAAUUCAUUGUGAGCCUAUCAUAAAAGCAGAUAAUUGGGCAGCUGAAUUCAGUGAAACUUUACAAGAUAUGGAAUGGUAGAAUCUAUCAGUACACCAACAGCUUUUCUUAAUGUUCUGCCAGGUCAGAUUCAUCUGGAUUAUACAUAGCAUCAGUAAGAAAUUGUAGCAAAUAGAGAGAACUGGAUAUUCAAGACUGUGAGAACUUAUGUGCUCCUAAAAUUAUGUAUUUGACUUUUUUGUCACUGCGUUAUGCCCUUGAUUCUUUAUUGCCAUUUCUAAACAUUAUACUUGAGCUAGCACUCUUGUUAGGCAGCAAGGAAAAAUAGAUUCAGCAUGAGGUCUUUCCUUUCUCUGUGUAGUAUUUGAAGUGCAUGCCAAGGAGUUGGGACAUCUGGAUCUUUUCUGGCUGCACCCCAACUUCAGUGCCACCUUGAACCCCCUGACUGUUAGACUAUCAUGUUUACACGAAGCAGAAUGCACUAUAAAGAAGCAUUGAAGUAUUAUGCAGAAUAUGAAAUUGCUGAACAGGAAAAUGAUAAAUCUUGAGCACUAAUCAGCAGCCAGAGAGGCCAAACUAGAUUGCUUGAUGUGUCCCAAAAGCACUUCUGUUUUGCACUAAUCUACUGCCGCUUAAGCUAAGUGCUGGCUAACCAGCUGAAACAUCAUCUUCUAAAAAUGGAAUGAUGGUUGCCUCUCUCCCCUCCCCCCCAGCUUCCCUGUAGUCAUUUUAAAUUGGUGAGAUAAUAAUGACUUAAUGUUGCCCUUCAACCUCCACCCCUUCCCCAUCACCAGCAAUAUACUUUUUUUUAAAGCAUAGCUCUGGAUUCCUCUAGUCUUCAGAGAGAAAUUCUGUCCCUUCUUGCUUGCACAUUCUAACUAAGUACCUACAUGUUGCCAAACACUCCUCGACAUACAAUCCAGCCUAGGUUACAGAUUAUUUCCCGACUCUCAGAAGAGACUUUGGUGGGAUUUUGCCAUCUAUGAUAAAUCUUGAAUUUUGCUAGGGGAAUUGGAACCAAUCCAUUAAAUGAAGUAAUUGACAAUAUAGGAACAAUAUUAGAGACAACCUGCAGCAUUAAUCUGUGUUAACUCAUGUAAAGUUUCUGGAUUCUAUUUUUGGUUUGACCACAUGCUUGUUUUUACAUUUCUUCUAUUAAUAUAGUGAUCUUCUGUUACAUCAAUCUAUCCCAAAAAGUCAUUUUGCAGUUCCCAUUAAAUUCUACAUGUUCUAACACAUUUUGAUCAGGACUACAUGUAAACUACGCCUAGAUAUCUGAUAUCCUUUAGCUUGCCUCUUUGGUUUUGAUCACAUAAAUGUGUACUGGCUGCUGGUGUUGCCUAUCUGGUUUUCAUUUGCCUUCACCUUAGACUUAAAAAAAAACCCAUGACCAGCAAAAUAAAUGAUUGGAAGCCAGCUGAAAUAUGUAGCAAGUAUGUUCUAUAACAUUCCUCAUCCAGCAUCCAUCAACUUUUCUUCUGCUUUGGCCCAUAGUCAUUGUUGCAUGAGUGAAAUGUAACUGACAUCAGGUGGCAGCAUUCCUAAUUCUUACCUUUGUUCAGUAGCAUAGUCUGUUCUGUUUAUGAGCUCAAACAAAGGCAUAAGAGAAAAAUGGCAGAAGUUAAGUAUUUGAAUGUGUUUGGCCUAAGUGCAGAAAAGUUUUAUGCGGCCUUUUUAAGAAAAGGCCAAUGUAAUAGGCUUGUUUCAGUAGAAUAUGCUUUUUUUACUUGAUAGCAGUUGGAUUGGUAUUGAUCUCAGUGACCCACUUACAUAGACUUUUUUUUUGCACAGUGUUAAGCAGUACACAGGGUGAGGAGAAAUAGUGUUUUCUAAUAUUCAGUUUAUCUGAAGUGUAUUUGCAGGGACUAGGGAUAAUUCAGUAUUUUAUUUCCUCAGAAGUAGGAAACUUCAUCUCUUUCUGGAGUUACAAUAAUAUUUGUGAUGCACAACAGAUUAGCCAAGAAUGAAAAGUAAUUGAACUGCCAGUACUUCUGCUGAAUAGUUUCUUGCCAAUCACACUCCUUAAGAACAAAUAUACAUGUUAAAGAAGUUUCAGGAAGAUCAGUUUAAUACUGUGAUUGAAGGCACAGCAUGUUUCCCCUCCGCACCCAUGUUGUACAAAGCAGAAUCUGAACCUACUGCUCAGCAGAACAAGAAUAAAUAUGCAUCAGUGGGUUCCCUUAUCAUUUAAUCCUAUGAGCCAGUGAGCUAUUGUAGAGAGGAACCAUUGCCUAUGUACAUGAUAGAGCUUCUCUUCUGCCUAACAGCAGCUUCUUCCACUGAAUCAGAAACCGCUUCUGAGAACUUUAAAAGGGGAUUGGCCAAGCGCUGAGAGACUGCUGUUAGAGAAGAGAAAAGCUGGUAUGUAUGUCAUGCUUAUCAUGCAGACCUCAAGACGGUGGCUUAAAAUAUUGGCUUCCUUACCAAACUUAAAUUUACAACUCCCCCUCCCCCAACCAAAUCCAGCUACAAAGAAUUAGCAUUGCAGAAUCAUUCCAGUCAAUCCAAUAUUUUUUCAUUGAAGUUUUAAAAUAACUGGGCAUACAUGAGAGCACCCACAAAUGCCAACAUACACAUGCCCCAGGUAAAGAAACUGGAACGAUGAAUUGGCUUUCUUUAAGGGCAGGCAGACUGUGGAAGCAAUGUUGGCCUCAUUCAGUGCUAUGUCAAGGGUGUCUUGGUUCUGCGAUUAUACUGUCACUUGUUCUCUGUACAGAAACCAUGACAAUAUGUCCAGUGACGUAAUGUUGUGGCUAGUAAGUUUCCUGUUUUGCUAUCAUAUUUCCAUAUCUACAAAAGCCCUUUUUGUUACUUGAACAAUUUUUGUUCUGUUUGAAUGUGCACACUAAUGGAGAAUAAAAAUCAGAAGUGUUAGUAUCAUACGUAUGCAUACAUAAAGCAGAACUUUUUUGUGAAAGGAAGUUACAGUGCAGUUUUGAGAACACACUAUAGUCUGUUUGCAAGAUUCUUUUAAAUAUUCUAAUUUUGAUUUUUAUUGUACCAAUUUUUUGUUAAAAUGAAUUUAUAAAUAUCUUCACUAUGGCUAGUGAAAUUUCAGUAGGCUAAACAUCCAUGGAUGGGGGGGCGGGGGUUAGUUGCUGCUUGCUCAUGGAGACAUUUUCAGUUUAAGCAAAAAGAUUUUCAAUUUUGAUUUCCUGAAUCUCUUCAUUUGGAAAAAAUAAUAUUGCUAAAACAUGUUCUAAGGCAUGUUUCGGGUAGGAGGCAAAAUUAAAAUUUAAAAUGUGGACAUUAGUGACUUGUACCCUGGGGGAGCAUUAUAUUGGCUGAGUUCUCACUGCCAGAUGGAGUUCCCUGCUGCUGUUGCUGCUGCUGCUGCUCCUGGCUGUCACCACCUCCCCACUUACUCUCCCCUUUUGGACCUUCCUACUCAAGAGUCUUGGAGACAUUUAGGUGUUCCCCACCUCCCAUCACAGCCUCAAAUGAGUCAUCCGUCUUACCAUGAGUUGAGAGCACUUUCUGUUACCAAAGCAACAGGGACGAUUCUCCCUGUCUUGUCCAAAUGGGCAGCAACCUGGGGCCAUAAACACCAUACAAGCAAAUCAAUUCUUGUCACCAUGCAUCUGUUGCUAUUGCAUCUGGGGCAGUGCUUUCUGCUCUACCCCUUUGUUAUUGACUGUACUACUGCAGUCAGGUUAAAAUAUCUUGGCCAAGCCAGCCACUGCCUCCUGGCCUCAGUCGCAUACAUUCUCUACUUGCUGUUAUCCCAUGGUACACCAGGUAGGAGGAAGCAGCUGAUGGCAAGGAAGUAGCAGCAGCCACCCCAUUUAUUCAUGUCAUGGUGGGGUGGGUAUACUCAAUUGGGGGGGGGGCAGUACGGGUAUCUUGCAGGGGUCUGCAACUUGCGGCUCUCCAGAUGUUCAUGGUCUACAAUUCCCAUCAGCCCCUGCCAGCAUGGCCAAUUGGCCAUGUUGGCAGGGGCUGAUGGGAUUUGUAGUCCAUGAACAUCUGGAGAGCCGCAAGUUGCAGACCCCUGUGCUAGAGUGACUUCUAGAAACUUUGAAUUGGUACGGUAUGAGCCCUAUGACACAAUUCAGCUACUGUAUGGAGCAUACCACCAUGAGAGGCAGUUUUAUGUGUAUCUGUUUGCCAAGUGGAUUAGAUCUUACCCUAUGGUUUGUUUCCCAUGUUGUCACAAGCCACUAGAAGGAAUGUUUGGUAUAGGUGGGAAGGCAGUAUAUACAAUACACUGUGGCAGUUGUGUCAUGCAAAGCUACCUUGAAGUUUACAUACAGAAUGUCCCUUUCUAACUUGAAAGAAAUGUACAAGCAAAUGUCCUUUUUAGACCCACUUCGUCAAAGACAGAAAAGUCCUAGUGAAGCUCAGCAAAAAAAAGGUUUGGGAAGUAGCACUGUGCUAAUGACUUUGGUAGGAAUAGGCUUUGGCUGAAUACUAACAGACAAAAGACAGCCAGAGUUUUGAAAAUCUGAUCUGCAGGCAGAAAAAAUUAGAAGGGAGGAAACUCUUAGAAAACAUUUGUGCCUAUUUUGUUCUAAAAAGCAUGUGGUCUAAUUUUUGGUCUAAUUGGUCUAAUUUUUUUAGACAGUAAAAUGUUUAAAGCACUGGCAUCCUGGGCUGGCUCCAUAGUUUUAAUGCAGACUUUCUAGUUGUCACCAUCCUUCAGAGGUAGAGCAGAUAUUUCUGUUCGCUUGGAAUUUAACUUGAAGAGUUUUAUGCAGUGAAUGGCACAGAUGUAUCUCUGGGGUUGAUCAGAGAACUAGUCUCACUGAUUCAGUGAACAUCGUGUAUAGUAGAGGCUCUUGUUUGAAGUACACUCUGGUAUUUCACACUGCUUGAUAUCAUGUCAUGCCUAUAUCCAUGGCAGCAUUGCACUUUCCUCAAUCAGCACCUCACGUCACUUUUAAAGAAGCAUGAAAAGAAAAGGCAAGCAGUAGUUUGCAGUACCCAUAAGGAAAGAGCUAUCAAAACAUUUUUUUCAGGGGUUUCUGUGCCCUCUAUCCCACUUCAUUAUAGGUCUCUUGCUUUCCAUGAAGUUGAGCCCUCCCUUAUGCCAGCCAGCUGUGCAAAUAAAUCUGUGUGUUGUCUUUUGAAGUGCAGAGUGUUAGGUGUUCGGGUGACUGACCAUGAAGAAAUUAGACUGAAUCUGUUAAUAAUUUUGUAAGUUUUGCCAGUUUACAGCACCUGGAGAUUGUACUGCUCUGCAACCUUUCUGUGUGUGUAUGUGUGUAUAUGUACUGUAUGUAUAUAGAUCUAUGAAAAAAUAAUUCACAUGCACAUGUAUAUGCAUUAGCCAUAAGUGGCACUGCCCCCUGAAAGUCCAAAUUCACAAUUUGCACUUGUUCUACAUGCCCUACAGUUUAAAAGCUAGGAUUGUUCCCCCCAACACUCAUCUUGCUCAAAAAUGAGGGGUUCAUCACUUGAUGUGCUUUUAAAAUUCUUUUUUAGCUUUUUACAUAUUUUUCCAUUAUAAAGUGUUAGUUUAUUUUAAACUAAGUUGUUACUUUUUUUGAGAAGCCAAUUUUUCUUUGAGAUACAGUAGGUGCAGUUUUUUCCAACAAGUGAACCCCCCUCCCCCCCAAUAGAAGUAACGUGCAAAGGAGAGGAGUAGAAUUAAUCACUGUGUCUGGACUCAUUUUUAUAUAUAUAUAAUAUUUGUAUCCAUGUAAGAAUGAGUGGGCUGCCUCAUUUAUAUUGAGGCAUGCCAAGACUGUGCACUCCUUUGUACAUCCCACACAUGUACUUCACAUUCUUGAAAUCCAUUUUGGUUUUCCUUUUAAGGGAUGCUAUUUGUCAAAGAUUUGCUUCUCAAGAAGCAAUGGGAUUGUUUUGUUCUUUUAAUAUGAAUUCCAGCAUGUAACUUUGGUAGUCUUGUUGGUAUGUAAAACCUGUUCUGUCAUUUCAUGGUGUAGUCAGAUUCAUGUAGUUUAACUUUUAAAAAGAAACUGCUUCAUGAGACAAACAGUUAUGUUAGUCAUAUUGUAGUUUGUUUCUAGAUGAGUAAUGCAACAUUGUACUUGUCACCAUAUGUGCUAUGAUCUUACUGUAUGUUUCUGUUUUUUAAAAUAGAUGGUUGAGCUUUGGAAUCCCAGACACUAAGCAUUCUGGCCUACUUUGCUUUAGAAUAAAAAUGCAAUAAAAGAUUGCAAUAAAGCACAUUUACAUGUAAUGUUUUAAAAGGAUGUAUGGACAGCUGUUUCUAAUAAAUCCAGAAAUGCAUCAUUGUC
Messenger RNA from Sphaerodactylus townsendi, 9400 nucleotides. RefSeq names its product phosphoinositide-3-kinase regulatory subunit 3 (gene PIK3R3). Gene Ontology annotation, molecular function: 1-phosphatidylinositol-3-kinase regulator activity. Gene Ontology annotation, cellular component: phosphatidylinositol 3-kinase complex. Gene Ontology annotation, biological process: phosphatidylinositol phosphate biosynthetic process; insulin receptor signaling pathway. The transcript is spliced from 10 exons. The coding region runs from base 673 to 2061 and encodes 462 amino acids. The record is from RefSeq and is a predicted model, not a curated record. NCBI's taxonomy places the organism in Eukaryota, Metazoa, Chordata, Lepidosauria, Squamata, Sphaerodactylidae.